Rangifer tarandus platyrhynchus (Svalbard reindeer) is the source of this 642-nucleotide messenger RNA. Lineage: Eukaryota; Metazoa; Chordata; Mammalia; Artiodactyla; Cervidae. The record is from the annotation of a GenBank genome assembly.
AUGGCGGACCUCAACCGCCAGCUGCAGGAAUAUCUGGCGCAGGGGAAAGCGGGCGGCCCAGCGGCCGCGGAGCCGCUGCUCGCCGCGGGCGAGGCGAAGGAGCCCGCGGCGGGGGCCGGGGCGUGGUUGGGCCGCGCGGGCCUGCGCUGGACGUGGACGCAGAGCCCCGCGGAGCAGGCGGCGGGACAGACGUGUCUGCCCAGCGUGACGCGCACUCAGCGGCUGAUGGCGAGUGGCGUGUGCCUGCUGCUGGCUGCGUUCUGCUUCGGCCUGGCCGCACUCUACGCGCCUGUACUGCUGCUACGCGCCCGGAAGUUCGCGCUGCUGUGGUCGCUGGGUUCUGCGCUGGCACUAGCGGGAGGCACACUCCUGCGAGGCGGCGCAGCGUGUGGACGCCUGCUGCGCGGAGAGGAGGCGCCCUCCCGGCCCGCGCUGCUCUACGUGGUCGCGCUAGGCGCGACGCUAUACGCGGCGCUGUGUCUGCGGAGUACGUUGCUCACAGCCCUGGGCGCCUGCGCACAAGUGGCCGCACUGCUGGCCGCGUUGCUAGGCGUGCUACCGCGGGGCGCGGGCACCGCUCUGCGCAUCACGCUCGGGCGCUUGGGCCCGGGCGCCGCCCUCGCCAAGGCGCUCCCCGUUUGA